CCGAACCAACAAGACUCCAACUUUCCCAUGGCGGCGGCGGAGGAGGACGGCGGCUCCGGCGUGGCCCGGCAGGCGGAGCUCCGGCGCGCCGAGGGCAACGCGUGCUUCCGCAAGGCCCGCCUUGGCGCCGCCAUCGACUGCUACACCGAGGCGAUUGCGCUGUGCCCCGGCGUGGCCGUCUACUGGGUGAACCGGGGCCUCUGCCACUUCCGCCGCAAGGACUGGGCCAGGGUCGAGGAGGACAGCCGGAGGGCGCUCGCGCUCGACGACGCAUCGGUCAAGGGACACUACUUGCUAGGGUGCGCGCUGCUCGAGAAGGAGGACUGCGCUCUCGCCGUCAAGGAGUUCGACAAGGCGUUGGAUCUCUUGAAGUCUUCAAGUUCAAGGGACAAGAUGGCCGAGGACAUUUGGCAGGUUCUUGCCAAGGCCAAGUACCUAGACUGGGAAAAGCACUCUACCCAGCGAGUUUGGAAGAUGCAAAGUUUAAGGGAAGCAUGCGAAAAUGCUCUGCAGGAACAUCACUUUCUUAGCGGCACUCUUUCAGAAGACUCUGACGGAAGAACCAAUGAGUAUUCAGAGCAAUGCAAAUUGUUAUCUGAAGUCUUCACCAACGCUAUACUUGCCGAUACGCCAGGAGAUGUGCCCGACUACCUUUGCUGUCAAAUAACUUUUGAGAUUUUUAGAGACCCAGUCAUCACACCAAGUGGUGUAACAUAUGAGAGGACCAUACUGCUUGAGCAUCUUCGCAAGGUGGGCAAUUUCGACCCGGUGACGCGGGAACCCUUGAAGGAGCAUCAGCUGGUUCCGAAUCUUGCCAUCAAGGAAGCAGUUCAAGCCUACCUCAAGGAGCACAGCUGGGCCUACAAAUUGAACUGAAUCUGUCCUGUUACCGGCUAACUGAUAACAAGAUGUGUCUGAGUUGCAAAGGGCAGAUUGAUUCUUGAGUAAAAUCCUAACGGACACUUGGCAAUUGUACAUAAUAAGCCAGCACACACUGGAAGCUAGAGCAGCUUGACCUGUGAUUCUCUGUAGCAGUUUACCUAUAGGCUAGGUGUCAUUUCCACUGAUAAGUUUCUAGGAUUAGGUGAAACUUGGCUUUACAAUAGUGGUUUGUAUGAUCCCGUUACGUUGAUCA
This is a messenger RNA of Hordeum vulgare subsp. vulgare (domesticated barley), 1135 nucleotides long. RefSeq names its product E3 ubiquitin-protein ligase CHIP-like. Gene Ontology annotation, cellular component: cytoplasm. Gene Ontology annotation, molecular function: protein-folding chaperone binding; ubiquitin protein ligase activity. The record is from RefSeq and is a predicted model, not a curated record. Gene Ontology annotation, biological process: cellular response to misfolded protein; proteasome-mediated ubiquitin-dependent protein catabolic process; positive regulation of proteolysis. The transcript is spliced from 7 exons. The coding region runs from base 28 to 876 and encodes 282 amino acids. Lineage: Eukaryota; Viridiplantae; Streptophyta; Magnoliopsida; Poales; Poaceae.